Liolophura sinensis is the source of this 987-nucleotide messenger RNA. RefSeq names its product pyridoxal kinase-like. Gene Ontology annotation, cellular component: cytosol. Gene Ontology annotation, biological process: pyridoxal 5'-phosphate salvage. NCBI's taxonomy places the organism in Eukaryota, Metazoa, Mollusca, Polyplacophora, Chitonida, Chitonidae. Gene Ontology annotation, molecular function: pyridoxal kinase activity. The record is from RefSeq and is a predicted model, not a curated record.
CACGAGGGGGUUGCAGUUGGCCCUCUAACUUAGCUGUAUGUGAGUGUAGACAGUUAUAAAAUAAGGAUGGCCGAUGACAACACGUGCCGAGUUCUCUCCAUACAGAGUUCUGUAGUUUACGGGUAUGUGGGGAACAAGAGUGCCUCGUUUCCUUUGCAGCUUCUGGGAUUUGACGUUAGCCCGAUUAACUCUGUCCAGUUCUCAAAUCAUACAGGUUAUAAAACGUUUAAAGGCCAAGUUCUUCACUCAGGGGAAGUAUCCAAUCUGUAUGAGGGACUUAAGCUCAAUGGCUUACCAAAAUUUUCUCACAUUCUUACAGGAUACAUUGGCUCCAGUUCAUUCCUAGAGAAAGUCAGUGAAAUUGUGUUGGACUUGCGGAAACAUAAUCCAAACCUGAUAUUUGCAUGUGACCCUGUUAUGGGAGACAAUGGAAAACUAUACGUAAAGCCUGAGUUGUUACCAGUGUACAGAGAUAAGGUGGUGCCCCUGGCAGACAUUGUCACACCCAAUCAGUUUGAGGCAGAAUUGUUGUCUGGGGUGAAAAUUACAUCAGAGGCUGAGGCCUUGUUAGCCAUGGAGAAACUUCAUCAGUGUGGGCCGAAGACCGUAGUGCUGUCGAGUACUAACCUGGGAAGUGAAGGACAUCUGCUAUGUAUGGCCAGCUCUGUCAGGAAUGGCAAACGUGAAUGUUACAAAUUACAGUUCCCAUCGUUACCAGUGUACUUCAGCGGAACGGGAGACUUGUUCUCUGCCUUACUCCUGGCAUGGCUGCAGAGAGAUGAUGACUUGAAGCUUGCUCUGGAGAAGACAGUUGCUUGUGUACAGGCAGUUCUGAAGAGGACGAUGGAGUAUGCGCAAGCCCAACACAAGAACGAUGAAGCAUUAUCUAAACCCUCCCCAGAUUCCAUGGAGCUCAGACUGGUCCAAAGUAAAACUGACAUAGAAAAUCCAACAAUAGUCUACAAGGCCUCAAGCAUUCCUCUUUGA